AAGACUUGCUCGCUGUGCCCUUACUUCACAUUUUUCUACUUUUUUGAUACAAAUUCUCGUUGCAUGGCCCCUUUUCUGGCCUAAAACCCUCAAAAAUGGACAUAUCUGCCGACUCCUCAUUCGAAACCAUCGAUCUUCUGACAGAAUCCAGUUCCAACGAUUCCCUGCCCGAUCUCCAGAGCGACAUGGAAUGCAUAAAACUCAACAGUUCCUCCUCAUCGGCCGCCUCAACGCCCAAUCACUCCCCAGCUGGCACUGAAAAACGUGAAAAUUGCAUUCGCCGCUCAAGUCGUGCCACAACGAGCAACGCCACAAAAGCUCUCGACGCUCAACUCCACAAAAUCAAAAGACGAACGAUCGCGAAACCACGACGCCUGGAUCCCUCGACGCUCGCGUCAGAUGUGAGCGAAAAACUGAUCGAAAAGCUCUACACAAACAAGAAAUUGACAAAAGUGAAGCCCACGAAUCUCGAGACAAUUUUCGAGGAGCCCAAGGAAAAUGGGAAAAGUCGAGCUGUGACGUACGUGAGUGCGACAAAAUUCCGUCGCGCGAUUAAUUUUAAGGAUCAUCUGGCGAAAGACAAGCAAAAAGUGCAGGCGCGUCGCAAACGGAUCAAGAGACUUUUUGGUUCGGCGCACAAACUGAAGAAAGUGAGCAUGGAAGCGUUCAUGGAACAUCUUAAAACGCUGGCGGGCGACGACGACGCCGACUGAAAAUGCCUUCGACUUAUUAUUUUGACAAAUCUAUUUUAGUUUUCUCUUGUAUUUUGUAUAAUAUAAUUAAUAUAGUAAGAUUUAAAGAAUGAAUUUC
This is a messenger RNA of Culicoides brevitarsis, 810 nucleotides long. Its product is annotated as protein tantalus. The transcript has 2 exons. NCBI's taxonomy places the organism in Eukaryota, Metazoa, Arthropoda, Insecta, Diptera, Ceratopogonidae. Bases 96 to 713 code for a protein of 205 amino acids. The record is from RefSeq and is a predicted model, not a curated record.